AUGUCGACCUACAUAUCCAGAGAAUGGACAAUGGCCGAGAAAGCAGCAGCGAAAAACAAGAUAGUGUCUUUUGCGAGGUUAUAUGACAAGAUCAAAAAGGAGUUCGACGCCGACAGCACGUUCGACUCUCAACCUGACAAAAAGCUUGAGAAGAUGGAACGUGCUGUUUGGAGCGAAUUUUUUACCGCUGCUGAAUGCGCGCGACUGGAACGAAUGAAGCAGCCUAGGAGAAGACCUAGACAGAUACUACGGAGCACACGUCCAACAUUUGGAUCUCGCCCAUCCAAUCCUUCGACUGCAGGUGGAAUUGCUGCAAAUCAAACUGGCGAAUCUUCCAAACCUGCCGGGGCCGAAAAGGUUACGAAGGAACUGGCUGAACCAGCGAAGGAUACGCCACAAACCCUCGCUGAACCACCGAAAGAUCCUUCAAAGUCGGACAAGCCAGUGUGCACCUUCUUCUUCAAGGGCGCUCAUCUUACCUAG
Molecule: messenger RNA, 483 nt
Organism: Sclerotinia sclerotiorum 1980 UF-70
Lineage: Eukaryota; Fungi; Ascomycota; Leotiomycetes; Helotiales; Sclerotiniaceae
Exons: 2
Coding region: 1-483 (160 amino acids)
Source: RefSeq, a predicted model, not a curated record